Messenger RNA from Manduca sexta (tobacco hornworm), 3626 nucleotides. RefSeq lists its product as uncharacterized. The transcript is spliced from 3 exons. The coding region runs from base 1 to 459 and encodes 152 amino acids. Lineage: Eukaryota; Metazoa; Arthropoda; Insecta; Lepidoptera; Sphingidae. The record is from RefSeq and is a predicted model, not a curated record.
AUGCUUUCGUUACAGCUGGGUCGAAUGCCGCCCGCAUGCGUGGCUGUGGCGCCGCGGUACGCGACGCUACCGCUGCCUCCGGCCGCGUAUGCGCCGCCUGCGCCGCUCUACUACCCUGUACACGAUGCUCGGGUCCGGCGGCGGCGCUCGCCGCGCGCUGUGGGAGCGGGUGUCGCGGGCGGCGCGGGGGGCGCGGCGGGCGCGGAGCGGCGCCGGCGCGAGCGCUCGCAGCUGGCGCGGUCGCUGGAGCGCAUCCACCGCAAGCGCCGCGCCGACCGACAACACAUCUCCGACGCCGACCUCAAGCGCACCUACACCGGACUCGACAGGGCGUACGCUGAGCAGUUCAUAGCAGUAUGCGACUCGAGCCGACACGCGGCGGAGCAACACGACUCGCUCGCCACCUCCGCCACCUCCGCCACCAGCGACUCCACCAACACGCAGGGAGAACUCUCGUAGACACCGCUCCACGCUGUUAGACCGCUCUAUCAAUAGUGACGUAGCUAGGGAACCAGACGUAGAGGAGCAAAAAAAAUAUUGACUCUCCACUCUGACCAUGUUUGUGUCCCAGCGACUUUAACUGAUGCGAGGGUCCGGGCAGUAGGACAAAGGUCAAUUUAACUUAUUGGUAUGUAAGAUGCUUUGUCAGUUUUCACAAGAUAGUGAUUCAAAAAAGUCAAGUAAGUUUUGAGUUCUGUUUGAGAUUAAAUCACUUGUCAGGCACCGCCAGGCCCUCCGAUAACUACGUUUCUCAAGAAACACUACGUCCUAUAGCGGUUAUCUGGAGUCACUUGAUUCGAGACGAGCUAAUAGCUUGCAUAACCUGAAGGAUAAUUGGCAAAGACCUUUUUCGUAUCCCUGAGACGCAUGACUGCGCUCAGGAAGAGUUAUAGUCCCACGAAUAACGAAAAGGCUUCUAGUUUCAAUAUUAUUGAAGUCUAGCCGUAUCUUUUCAGAUAUGUGCUAUUCAAUUUUAAUUUAUUUACAAGCAAUAUUUAUUGAACAAAAUAAAGGCUCGAUUGUAUGUCAGUUAAGAAGUUAAAUUUAAUGAUUGUUUAUUAAAUUACAAUUAAAAUUAUUAUAAUUUUACAACUUUAGUCUCACUCAUAAAAGGUUAGUGAUGUCACAUUUAAAAUGUCCAAAAUAAUCGAUAAACGAAUUUUUUAAUUUUAUCAUUGAAUAUAAAUAAAUAUAAGAGCGAAGAAAGUUUUACAAAAUGGCGUAAACAUAACUUUUAGACAUUUUCAUAUAUACUUACUACUUCUUGGGGCAACAGCACGCACAAUACUUUUAAAUUUAAUAGAUUUUCGGAUACUUAUAGGAAUAUCCAGUUUUGAUAUUAUAAUUUAAAAAAGAGGUUACAUGAUAUCGAAAUAAUCGUUCUUGGUCAAGUUAAAGUCGCAAAAAUGUAUAAAAUUUAUAAAAAAUCGCCGAACACGGCUCAAAAGUGUGUGGGCCGUGGCCCCUAUAUAUAGGUUACUUCUGUCCGUACAGUGUAAACAUAUCAUACCAAACUAAUGUCGUAGCUUUAUGUUGUAAUUUAAUUUUGUACAUAUUUACUAACAUAUUUUUAAGAAUUUUACACGAUUCUUUCUCUUCACAUCAAAUUAUUAUAUUUGGUCAUCACUACUAGACCUAUUACGAAAGCUGUCAAAUCAAAUUUCUGGAAAAAAAUACCCGAAAAAUCCAAAACUUUAAAAUAUCCUAUAUGAUGCUAUUUAUUUUCAUUAUCGAUUCCACGCCAGAAACAAUAGUGAUGUCUCGUUCCAGAAGUUUUUAUUCGCAAUAAUUAGAUUUGACUGCAUAUUAACUACAUUAAUACCUGAAACAUUUACUAUUACAAAAAAAUUACUCGUGACUAACUAUUAUAUUACUAUAACUAACAUAUUAGUAACUAACAUUGUAAUAUCGUCAAAAAUCUGUGUUAUAUCUACGUAUCUAAGUCUUAUUUAAUGUUCUAGUUUAUAAGCUUUCUCUUAAGUUAUCGAAGGUGCUUGAACUUAGUCAUUGUUUACUGUUAUAUGACGUCAUUUCAUUGUAUUUUACCAUCCUUUAAGACAUUACUUAAUAUAUUUUUUCGGUUAUUCCACAAAAUUACAUUAUUUUCGGCUCGAUUAAUAGUAAUAUCGAAAUGUAAAUUUUAUCGAUUUCCGUAAGUACUUAAAAUAAAUAAUAUCGAUUCUUUUGCCUAGUGUAUCACAUCACUAUUCCACAAGUAUUAUACUAUUUGUUUAUUAGCCAUUGAUCCAAGGACCGCCAGAUCGGUCAGAGCAUUUUAAAAUUACCUUCACCGAAAAAAGUAGAAUGUAAAAAUCUACUCCUAAAGUCUGAACCUAAGAUCUAAACACGUUGUUUUAUCCCAGACUAGACCUCUUUCCUUACCACUAUCUUUAGUACUUAAAUAUAAAUACUAUAAUCAUGCUGGAAAGAGCCAAGAUCAAAGACUUAUAAACCAGAAUAAAAAUCAACUUGUCAAAACCAUAGACUACGAACCUAUCGAUAUGAAAAAGAAUCGAUAUAAUUUACCAUCGUUUAUUCUAAACUUAGUGCAUAAUAUUUGUAUAUACGAAGUCCUAUGUACCUAAACGGAGCCAAAUUAUUGCGAGGCGGCACGAUUGGUCUGUAAAUAUUCGCGGAAAUUGCUUAAUUCGAUUCUAUGUAAGAUUUAUCGUAGAUUAAGUUAUCGUGAAGGCAUUCUAAAACUAGAAAUACAACUAAAAUCUUGACCUUGCUCCUUGUUUAUGGAUUUAAGAUUUUCAGUUCAAAAAUCAUACAUUUGUAUAAUGGGAAAGCGACUAUCGUACGUAAGGUGUAAAACCCGACUUAUUGACACAUGUUAGUGUCGCAUUGCAGGAUCAGUCUGUACAUUUCAAAUAAGCCGGCAUAAUUGUUACAACUGGCGAGUAAUAAUCAUCUUGUCGAAAAUGCUCUAUGUAGAGAAGGGUCCAGACUCCAUUAUUCUUGCUAGGUAUAGCAUAUAAAACAUAAUAAUUAUUCAUUAAUUCGAGGUUUGAUAUUUAAGAAGGUCGUAUUGAUCAUUGUUUUUUAAUUAUUUCUCUCUUAUUAUAUAGGUAAUGGUGCUAACUGCAAACAAUAUUGAUAAUGUCAGAUCAAAUUGUUAAAUGCCUUCAUGAUAUUUAUUUUAAUUGUAUACAACUUAGUUUAACUUUUAAUAUAAUAAAAACUGGUUAUGAUUCAAUAUAUUUAAUACUUUACUUUGUAGAAACUGGUAAACAAUGCAAUAUCUAUAAUCAUAGACAAUAUUGUUUUUAAUAUAUUUUUUUAAGUUUUGAAGUCUUGUUACCAAUAAAUUUGUGCUAAGUUAUGUAUGAGGCGACGAUAAGUAGGGAAGGCGGGGUAAUAGGGACCGUGGAAAAUAAUUUUCUAUAUUUGGAACUUAUUUCUUAAUAAUUAGGCUAAAAAGACUCCAUUAUAAAGACUAACAUUUAAACUAAGUUAUUUGUAAAUAAAGUAUUUAAUCUUAGUUCUGUAUCGAUGUAUAAAUGUUAAUAUUUUUGUACUGUAGGGGACGUUUGCAGGAGCUUGUGACGUCACUAGUGGCGGUUAGGGACCGUUUUGAACGAAUCGCUUGUAAAUGUACAGAGAAAUAAAUAUUUUUUUUAUAA